AUGGUGGUAGAGGACAAAAAACAAGACUUGACGUAUUACUUUCGCAUCAUGUCAUCUGCUACACAUCCUCUACAGCGUGAUUCUACACCAUCAAGUUUGUUGCGGUUUUAUGAAGCUCGUCCUUCUCAUAUUCGCCCUUUUAACGUUCGCAUGCGAUCACUUAUUGAAAAUUUGUCUAUUUGUGAUUUGCCAUCUCAAUCAGUUGAGCAUUUGCUUAUUUCACCAUGGACCAUCUCACAAUACCAGUUUGAUUGUCAGUUUGUUGCUUAUAAUAAGGCUCAAGUGUCUCCUAUUAUAUUUCAGCAACUUUUCACUUCCCAUCGUCAUCAGUUUUCUCAAUACGCCCCUGUAUUUACAGAUGGCUCAAAAUCUCCAGGUCAUGUCGGUUGUGGCGUCGUCAUUGCUGAUGUCACGUACAAUUUUAAAAUCCCAGAUAUUUGUUCAAUUUUCACUGCCGAAGCUGGAAUUCAAGAGGAAAAUAAAGAGAUGUCGAACCGUAUUACUUCUACAAAUUUAAGUUCAAUUACGGAUGUUCAGGCUCUCCUCUCCGUACUGGGAGAAGUAGCCUCUGUGAGAAAACUGCGCUCCGGCGACCUUUUAGUGCAGACGACAUCCGAAAAGCAAGCCACUGCCCUAUCUAAGUGCACAAAUAUAUGCAACUUUAAUGUAACUGUCACUCCUCACAAAUCUUUGAAUACUUGUCGUGGAGUAAUAUCUCAAACUGAAUUCAUAGACGACGAAGAGAGUAUGAUCUUAGAAAACCUGCAAGACCAGCAUGUUGUCGAGGUCCGUAGGAUAAAGAUUCAAAGGAAUGGACAACUCAUUCCAACGAAACAUCUUAUCCUUACGUUUGCCUCUCCAACAUUACCAUCUGCUGUUAAACUUGCAUGGUAUAAUUGUCCAGUCAGACCUUAUGUCCCAAACCCUUUGAGGUGCUUUCAGUGCCAAAGGUUUGGACAUUCACAAGCAUCUUGCCGUGGUACAUCUGUUAGCGCUCGCUGUUCUACUCCUGGCCAUUCAGACACUUCCUGUGAGUUUCAACCCCUUUGCGUUAACUGUAAGGGAGCUCAUGAAGCUUACUCAAGGAGUUGUCCCAGAUGGUCAGAAGAGAAAGAAAUUCAAUCAGUUAAAGUAUUGCAAAACCUAACCUUUAAUGAGGCCCAUCGAAUCGUUACCGCCCGUACACCCCGUCCGGGCGUGUCGUAUUCCACGGUUGCAAAGACUUCGUUUUGUUCUGUUGGCACGCAAACUGAUUUCACAGCCAAAAAUCUACUGCUAACAAACAGAUAAAACCACCAACUCAAAAACCUAACUUUAACUUUACCGCACCAUCAACAUCCAAUCGGACAACCUCACCUCCACCUAGCAAAACAUCCAAAAUAAACAA
This is a messenger RNA of Parasteatoda tepidariorum (common house spider), 1387 nucleotides long. The record is from RefSeq and is a predicted model, not a curated record. Lineage: Eukaryota; Metazoa; Arthropoda; Arachnida; Araneae; Theridiidae.